This is a messenger RNA of Pocillopora meandrina, 1158 nucleotides long. The record is from the annotation of a GenBank genome assembly. Lineage: Eukaryota; Metazoa; Cnidaria; Anthozoa; Scleractinia; Pocilloporidae.
AUGAGGGAUACAAAGACUAGAGAGAAGGGAUCUCGUCGUACUGUAUUCUUAGCAACGUUUAUUCCAAUCACAAUUGUGGUAAUUUUUCUCGUUUUAUGGAGACCGAUGUUGCUUCCAUAUUUCUUCCGAUACACGAAGUUGACAAUUUCUGAAUAUGUCAAUGACAAACAGAGGUUUUUGGACAACGAACUAGAGGCUGCACUCAAAGAAUGGAGAAUGUAUCAACUGGAACGGCAAUUUGGACAAGAAUGGUGCAAAAGGAACGUUAAACCAAGAAGCGACGUAACAUGGCUAACUGCGAUGGUUAAUGACGAUUUCGCCAUUCCUGCAUUGGUUUUAGGUCACUCCAUUCGCACUUUUUCCUGUCAACAAAACAUGAUAGCGUUUGUUUCAAACAAGGUGAGUGCAGGUGCACGAAAAGCCCUCGAGAGAGUUGGCUGGGACACUCGUUUGGUGGAAGGAAUGGACUGUGACUGGCUUGAUGCAAGAUUGGGCAGUAAGCAAGAUACUGGAUUUUUUGCCAGACCAGGAGGAAACAGAAUCAAGGGAACACAUACUCGCUUCCACGCUUGGAAUUACACUGAAUUUUCUAAAAUUAUUUAUGUAGAUGCUGAUUAUAUGCUGACAACAAACAUAGACAAAUUGUUUGAUAUCCCAGAUGACUUUGCUGCUGCUCCUGGCUCAAGACCAGGGGUUCUGGAUCCAUGUUUCAAUGCAGGGCUUCUUGUGUUUAGACCAGACACCAAAUUUUAUCAGGAAAUCAUGGACUUGUGGUGGGAAACAACAAAAAAAGACACUUGUCCAAACGAUCAGGUGUUGUUAUGGCAUUACUAUGCUGAUGCUGGUAACUGGAAAGCUCUCCCUUAUGCCUUCAACAUCAGACGCAUAAUUUACAGGCCCCUUAAUUCAUUCCAUUUUGCUUGCUGUGUUCCUCCCAAACCAUGGUCUGCAAAGUGUAGACCAAGUAGAAAAGAAGCAGAAGCAUACAAUGGGCCGAUUUUGGUCCCUGAUGACAUGUCAUUAGUGUUCUGGAAGAAUCUUUACGAAUUGUUGAAGACAAACAAUUUAGAUGAGUGGUGGAGAACAACAAAGUUCUUCCGAGCAUCUGAAGAAUUUAGUGCUGUGACUUUCUCUGACUGCCGGAAGCAAGAGUCAUAA